Molecule: messenger RNA, 954 nt
Organism: Eupeodes corollae
Lineage: Eukaryota; Metazoa; Arthropoda; Insecta; Diptera; Syrphidae
Product: keratin, type I cytoskeletal 9-like
Exons: 1
Coding region: 1-954 (317 amino acids)
Source: RefSeq, a predicted model, not a curated record
AUGGAACAUACUCCUUUCGAUGAUCAAAUUUUUGGGGAUUUCUCUGGGCCCCUAAGCCCACUUGGGGCAAAACCCUUACAACCACAAUCGGGUCAUAGCAUUCAUGUAAUGCUUGGUAUGCCAUCCGUUGUACAACAUUCAUCGCCAGGUGUUGUAGAGAUGUGCACUCGUUUGCCUGACUGCAAUACUCUACUACCAGGUGGCUCUCCAAAAAUGGACCCAUACAAGUCCAUAGAUUAUGGCCAAAAGAUGGACUAUGUGCCGGUCAAUAAAUUGAGUUGCUAUUCACCAACGCUCAAAUAUGAAUACAUUACAACAAAACUGGAUCAGUACUCACCGCCAGGAGGCAAUAGUUCAAAUGGUGGUCUUAUUGUUCGUGACUAUGGUAAGUCCAUGGAAUACCAUCAUAACAAUGGAAAAAUGGACUACUCGAGUCCAUCGCCACAUUCUAAGAUGGAGUAUGAUCAUCAUAUGCAAAUGUUCACUUCGUCAGGACCGGGUGGUGGUGGUGGUAACCAAAGUCAAACGAUUCAAGUUCAAUCUACAUCAAGUAUGGGCGGUUCACCCCAAGGAGGUGGUCCAUCGACUCCAACAAUGUCCAGCAUGGAUGCAACGAAUCCUGGUGCGACAAUCGUUUCUAACAUGAAUGGAGUCAUGGGUAAUAAAACGAAGAAUGAAGAUAGUGGAUCAACGACGACAACGACGCCGACGACAGCGUCAGAAACGGGCGGCGUUGGUGUUGGCGUUGGAGUUGGAGUUGGCGGCGGCCAUUCAUCAUCAGUGAACGAUAACGGUUCUGGUAAUGGUGCUGGUGGAAAUGCACCAGGAGGAGGUGGUGGUGUAGGAUCUAGUGGAACUGGCGGCAACAGUGGUGGUACACAAGGAGGACCUAACAAAAAGGCUGACAAGAAGAAAGGCGAUCCGAACGGAAUUAAAAAGAAGAAAACAAGGUAA